Messenger RNA from Chrysoperla carnea, 549 nucleotides. It is a transcript of the gene Csas, whose product is annotated as N-acylneuraminate cytidylyltransferase. Lineage: Eukaryota; Metazoa; Arthropoda; Insecta; Neuroptera; Chrysopidae. The transcript is spliced from 4 exons. Gene Ontology annotation, molecular function: N-acylneuraminate cytidylyltransferase activity. The record is from RefSeq and is a predicted model, not a curated record. Bases 1 to 549 code for a protein of 182 amino acids.
AUGGCUGUAAAAACCAAUUUUUCUCGAUUCCGUAACGAGAAUCCAUUUACUGAUCCACUUCAUAUUACUGCAUUAAUAUUAGCAAGAGGAGGUUCUAAAGGAAUUCCAUUAAAAAAUUUAGCAAAAUUCAGCAACAGUUCACUAAUAAGUAACGCAUUGCAACAUAUUAAAGAAGUACGAAAUUUUAAUUCAAUUUGGGUUUCAACAGAUAAUAAUUUAAUUGCUUCUGAAGUUAAUAAACUUAAAACACAAGUCCAUUGGCGAUCUGAAUAUACAGCCACAGACGAAGCAAGUUCAUUAAUUGCCGUUCAAGAAUUUAUUCGUUACCAUCCAGAAAUCGAUGUUGUUGGGUUAAUUCAAUGUACUUCACCGUUUAUUAAAAAACAAUAUUUAAUUGAGGCGAUUCAUCAAUUUUAUGGAAAUCCAAAAUUAGAAUGUGUUUUUUCUGUUACAAGAUGUGGAAUAGUGGAAAUCAAUGAAAUUGACAGUUUUGAAAUUGAUACAGAUUGGGAUUUAAAACUGGCAAAUUUAAUUUAUAAUUUAAUUUAA